GGGAAAGAUAUAAACUUCCCGGCCGUCAGGAUUUGGGCAUCCAGAAGCCUUUUUGCCUUGCCGCAGCAGGGACGGGCGGGCGCGGAGCCGCCCCGCCGCCGCCGAGCGCGUCCGGGAGGUCGGGAUUCGGGUGCUUCUUGCCAAGGAUGAGCAGCAAAGAAGACCCGAGCAAGUGCUGCCCGGCCGCUGCUCCCGUCUCCAGUUUCACCAUCCAGUCCAUCCUGGGCAGCGGCGGCACCGACGGCCCCCGGGCGGCCGGCACCAAAGCUGCGGCUUGGCCCCCCCGCGCCAGGAACCCGUCCCUCUCCUCGGACGAAGAGGAGCCCGACGAGAGCUGGAAACACCGCGGCUGCUUCUGCCCCGAAGCUCACGGCCCCGCCGAAACGUGCCCCAAGCACCGGCCCGCCGGCUUCACCUGCCUCAGCAGCAGCAAGGGGAGCGGAGCGGCGGCGGGCAGCGCGGAGCGGCCGCCUUUCCUCUCGCCCUCACAGCAGGACUUUAAGGAGGAGAAGGAGAAACCGCUGGGACCCUCCUCGCCCUCCUGCGGGGACCGGCAGCGCGACGGCGGGGACCGGCAGGCCGGAGCCGCCAAGAAGAAGACGCGCACGGUGUUCAGCCGCAGCCAGGUGUACCAGCUGGAGUCCACCUUCGACAUGAAGCGCUACCUGAGCAGCUCGGAGCGGGCCUGCCUGGCCUCCAGCCUGCAGCUGACCGAGACCCAGGUGAAGACGUGGUUCCAGAACCGCCGCAACAAGUGGAAGCGGCAGCUCUCGGCCGAGCUGGAGGCCGCCAACAUGGCGCACGCCUCGGCUCAGACUCUGGUGGGGAUGCCGCUGGUGUUCAGGGACAAUUCGCUCCUCAGGGUGCCGGUGCCGCGCUCCCUCGCCUUCCCAGCGCCCCUCUACUACCCCGGCAGCAACCUCUCGGCCUUACCGCUCUACAACCUCUACAACAAGAUCGAGUACUGAGCGCCUCCCGCCCCGAUGGCGGCUCGGGGACGGGGGCUCCAGGCUGGGGGGCUCCUGGCAGGGGGGCUCCAGGCACAAAGGGUCGGGGCUGGGGGGGCUCCACGGCCCCUUCCCCAGCUCCGUUUGCCCCGGGGGAGCUCGGAGAGGGACAAAAUGGGGGGCCCCGACGGGGCGCAAGCGGCCUGACGCAGCCUCACGGCCCCUGUGUGUGCCCCCCCCACCUCCCCUCCCUCUCUCCGCCGUCCUGCCACUUGAAAAGAAAAUUAAUUAUUAAAAACUAAAAACUAAAAACUAAAAAAAAGCGUUA
Messenger RNA from Anas platyrhynchos (mallard), 1275 nucleotides. RefSeq names its product H6 family homeobox 2 (gene HMX2). Gene Ontology annotation, molecular function: RNA polymerase II transcription regulatory region sequence-specific DNA binding; DNA-binding transcription factor activity, RNA polymerase II-specific. Lineage: Eukaryota; Metazoa; Chordata; Aves; Anseriformes; Anatidae. Gene Ontology annotation, cellular component: nucleus. The record is from RefSeq and is a predicted model, not a curated record. Gene Ontology annotation, biological process: regulation of transcription by RNA polymerase II.